CCUCAAACUCUCCUAACCGUUAGAUCUCCCAAGGAAAGAUAGGGAAAGUAUCCUUUUUUCCUACUUACAUUUAACAACAGCCAAAGAAAGAACAAGAAACCAAAAAAGAAAAAAGAAAAAACAGCAUCGUAUAUCCGAGUUGGACUCUCGUUGUUCCACCUCACACCCCCAGGUACAUCUAGCUUGUAAUGAGUACUUGAUCAUCUGAAAUAAUCAAAUAAACGCGUAUACUUGACUAUUGAAUUCACACCUAAUGGGGGCAGGGGAAGAGAGCACCCCUACAAAGCCUUCAAAAGCUACUUCAACUCAGGAGACACAAGCUACACCUUCAUAUCCUGAUUGGUCUUCUAUGCAGGCUUAUUAUGGUGCUGGAGCUACACCUCCCUUCUUUCCAUCAACUGUUGCUUCUCCUACUCCCCACCCAUACAUGUGGGGUGGCCAGCAUCCGCUUAUGCCUCCUUAUGGAGCUCCAGUCCCAUAUCCUGCUUUAUAUCCUCCUGCUGGAGUUUAUGCUCAUCCUAAUAUGCCCAUGACUCCAAACACUCUGCAGACAAAUCCAGAAUCAGAUAGUAAGGCACCUGAUGGUAAGGACCAGAGUACAAGCAGAAAAUUGAAGGGAUGUUCUGUUGGCAAGGCAGGAGAAAGUGGGAAAGCAGCUUCAGGUUCUGGAAAUGAUGGUGCCACAAGAAGUGCUGAAAGCGGAAGUGAAGGUUCAUCAGAUGCAAAUGAUGAAAAUGAUAACCAUGAAUUUUCUGCAGACAAGAGUAGAAGCUUUGAUCUAAUGCUUGCUAAUGGAGCCAGUGGUCAGAACAAUCCCGCAACAGGGAAUCCAGUCGCUAUGCCAGCAACUAAUCUGAAUAUUGGGAUGGAUUUGUGGAAUGCGCAGUCUGCUGGUCCUGGAAUGAUUAAAAUGCGAUCAAAUCAAUCUGGUGUCUCACCAGCUCCUGGGAUGGGGCGUGAAUGGAUUCAGGAUGAACGUGAACUUAAAAGGCAAAAGAGAAAGCAAUCUAAUCGAGAAUCAGCUAGGAGGUCAAGAUUGCGCAAGCAGGCUGAGUGUGAAGAGCUACAACAUAAGGUAGAGACGUUGAGCAAUGAGAAUCAUGGACUCAAAGAGGAGUUGCGAAAGCUCUCUGAGGAAUGUGAUAAGCUUACCUCGGAUAAUAAUUCGAUAAAGGAAGAGUUGACGAGGUUGUGUGGGCCCGAGGCAGUGUCCAAGCUAGAGAGUAAUGCUAACGCCAUGCAUCUGCAGUCCAAUGCUGAGGAAGCUAAUAGUUAAGGACAAGGCAUGACAGAGUAGGUUAAAAUGCUCACAAAUCUCUUACGCCCGUGAGAAAUCUAUAGCUAUUACGGUGCAUUAGAAUGAGAAAUUUCUGUUGUACUACUAAUUUAUGUCCUGUUAACCCUUUUGUGUGUAACUUGUAACAUUAAUUCAUAUAUCUUUUUUAACCCGGGGUUGAAUCUGAAUCUAUGACAACAUUGUAAAAGUAACUAAAUAGCUGAAUUUAUCUUGCUUCGUUGGUGUAUGUUAUGUUCCUGUUAUGCAGUA
Messenger RNA from Lycium ferocissimum, 1546 nucleotides. Its product is annotated as G-box-binding factor 1. Gene Ontology annotation, molecular function: DNA-binding transcription factor activity; sequence-specific DNA binding. The record is from RefSeq and is a predicted model, not a curated record. Gene Ontology annotation, biological process: regulation of DNA-templated transcription. Gene Ontology annotation, cellular component: nucleus. NCBI's taxonomy places the organism in Eukaryota, Viridiplantae, Streptophyta, Magnoliopsida, Solanales, Solanaceae. The transcript has 12 exons. The coding region runs from base 254 to 1276 and encodes 340 amino acids.